AUGGAGAACUAUAAUCCCUCGGAAGAUCCAGGACCAACGUUCUGCGUUGGUCAUCAUGAGCCCAACAGGCUGAUCUCCGUGACCCCGGAAGUGAUCCAGCAGGUGCAUGAGAGCAACUAUGAUAUGAUGACUGUCCCGAUCACUACCUCGCAUUUCCAUUCUCGUGUAUUGGGUCUGCUUUCCAAUUACCUGUCCACCUUGCAGUCCCCAUCUUACGAUUCUAUUGGGACAAUGGGUACGACCCAGAACACUCGGCCUCUGGUUGUUCCGCCACUUUCCAAAGCAGACUCUUACCUGACCCCCAACGAUGCAACCAGCCAACUUGUUGGUAUCACCAGCAGCUGGAUUGAUCUCUGCUCGCCAGAUCCAUUAAUCGCUGACUUAUCUCGCCAAGUUCUCAUGCUGGAGGUUGCGUACGCUGCAUUCUGCGGAAUUGGAUAUCUUGUGAUUGCCGGACCAAAGCUGCACCAUGGCGCCUUGCAUUCCGAGGGAGUAAUCUACUACGCGCGGGCCGUCCAAGAUGCAUUGGCCCUCGGACCCUACAUUCAAUUCCAUAUCUGGCUGCAGAUGGUUGACAACCCAGAAGCCGAGAUUGAUACUAUGGGCGAUCUGGCACCUCUUGCCAGGGCAGAAUAUUUAGAGCCCGAUGAGGGUGCCUCGCCUAAGGCGGAUUCGUUUGGAACCUGGGACGCGUGGGACGCAAUCCGAAAGACUUGCAAGUAUCAUACAAGACUUUUUGUUGCUCUCGCAAUGCCGAAACAGCUGCCAUCUCUAUAUGUGCAGUCACGGUGGCAUUCGGAACCUGUGCACUUGCUCACAAUCGACUCUUCUUCAUUCCUGAAGAACCAAAAGGGAUACCCAGUUCUGGCAAAAUCACACCAGGCGUUGAUUGCAAAGAUGAUGCGCCUUCGAACUGCGCCUUGGAUUCUCCUGUGUGGUGUUGGCCCUAUUCCAGGACUUGAAGGCAUCGAUAGCUCUAACCAGUCUCGACUUUCUGGAUCGGAUUACCCGAGUCUGUCGCAGGCGAACAAGAAGCACAACGACCCAACCCCCCAUUUGUCGUAUAUUCGGAACCUCCAGCAACGCCAGCCCCCACGCACUGCCAUCGAAAGAUUCGGUGUUGGUUAUCAAGACUAUUUGCAGGCACCUUUGCAACCCUUGACUGUCAACCUGGAAAGCAUCACCUAUGAAGUAUUUGAAAAAGAUCCUAUCAAAUAUGAGUGGUACGAAAAGGCUAUCACCAAGGCAUUGAAAGACUGGGCAGACCAGAAGAAGCCCACCUCCCACCCAGAUGGCAAGGUAGUUGUCGCUGUUGUGGGUGCUGGCCGAGGACCUCUGGUCACUAGAGCACUUAAAGCUAGUGCGGCAGCUGGUGUGGAAAUUGACAUGUGGGCCGUGGAGAAGAACCAGAAUGCAUUCGUGUUGCUGCAGCGCCACAACGAAACAAUUUGGGAUAACAAAGUCACCCUUGUUCAGUCCGAUAUGCGCAGUUGGAAGGGCCCUCUUGUUCCCCGACCGCAGCCUAAGGGCACUCAGGAGCCCGUCGGAGAUACCUUGGGAAUCGAGGACAAUUUGCUCUACACCCCGAAAAAGGGAUCAAACGACCCGGGCCGGACCUCUGAACCCAAGGAACCGGGCAUGAAACACAGCCAUGUGGACAUAAUUGUAUCCGAACUGCUUGGAUCUUUCGCUGACAAUGAGCUUUCACCCGAAUGUCUGGACGGCGUCAAUGAUCUCAUCAACCCAACUCAUGGAAUUUCCAUUCCAGCCUCAUACUCUGCUCACUUUACCCCGGUUUCCGCUCCUAAACUGCACGCAGAUGUUGUGCACCAGACUGUUUCCAACCCAGCGGCUCCGGAGACACCAUAUGUUGUGAUGCUCCACGCUAUUGAUUUCCUAUCCACCACGGAUCUGCCUUCUAAUGGCGAAAGCUCGAACAGCAACAAUGGAAAUCGGGCGUCUACCCCAUCGGCAUCAUUCACCACCACCGAAUUCCCUACUCCGAAUGUGCAGACCGCCUGGUCUUUCUCCCACCCGAACCUUCACAUUCCUCCCCAGUCCCCCAUGCAGUCCACCAUUUCAAAUGCACACAAUGUGCGUCAGACCCGCCUCUCUUUCCCUGCCCAGAAUCGUGGUGCAUGCCAUGGUUUGGCCGGUUACUUUGAGACAGUCCUUUACGGCGAUGUGGAGCUUUCUACCAAUCCCGUGACCAUGGAUGCCAAGAGCGCAAACAUGAUCAGUUGGUUCCCUAUUUAUUUCCCCUUGAAGACUCCUCUCAAUGUUCCCGAGAAUGGCGAGAUUGUCGUUACCAUGUACCGCCAAACCGAUGACCGUAAAGUCUGGUAUGAAUGGAUGGUCGAGGUAUAUGCACUCGAGCGCACAUUGGCAUCUUCUGCCAAGGCCACCCCUGUCGCGGGCAACUCGCGAACCGGUUCUCCCAGCGUCGAUAACCUCAAGCUCAAGGACAACGCCGGAAAGCCAAACUCCCGACCUGGCUAUCGCCGCGUGAGAGUUGGAAUUAGUGACUUGCACUCGAGCAUCAAGGAUGGGUGCUUAAUGUGA
Molecule: messenger RNA, 2562 nt
Organism: Penicillium nucicola
Lineage: Eukaryota; Fungi; Ascomycota; Eurotiomycetes; Eurotiales; Aspergillaceae
Product: protein arginine N-methyltransferase
Exons: 4
Coding region: 1-2562 (853 amino acids)
Biological process (GO): peptidyl-arginine N-methylation; regulation of DNA-templated transcription
Cellular component (GO): cytosol; nucleus
Source: RefSeq, a predicted model, not a curated record